AUGGUGUCCGAUUGCUCAGGUAGCUUCAGUCCCUCAGGUACUGGAAUUCCUCCAGGAUGGUCUGGAGAAGGGUCUGGCACACAGCACCCUCAGAAGGCAGGUCUCUACCCUAGCCACUAUCCUUGGAGGGGGGUGUCCCAGUCCCUGUCCCAGCUCUCGGUCAUUAAGAGGUUCCUCCAAGGGGCAGCUAACCUUCGGCCUCUGGUGAUCCACCGUUUUCCCUCUUGUGACCUCCCUCCAGGCAUUCCUGGAGACACCUUUCGAACCUGUCAGAGAGAACUGAAAAUACAGCUGCUUGCUCGUACCUCACAUGUGGAAGAACUGGAAUAUCUAAAAAAAGAUUAUCAACUUAAAUGGGAUAAAAAAAAGACUGAACAUGAAAUUGAGUUGGAACAACUAAGACUUUAUUUUGAACAGAAAUUAAAGUCUGUGGAAGAAAAUUACAGAGAAGAAUUAACAAUGUUGCAUCAGAGAUUGCAAGAAGUAAAAGAUUAUUCCAUAGAGGAGAUGGAAAAAUCACAAGAACAAGAUAUGGAAUUUGGCCCUUCUAUUACACUAUUGGAAGAAAUGACAGAAAGAGAGAGAUUGGAUUUGUUUGAACAGUUAACUCAGCAAUUGGAGCACUAUAAGGUCAGUUACCAAGCAAUAAAUAGUAUUUGGGAUAAACUACAAGAAUCUUGUCAGAUGGCUUUGAAAUUACUUCUGACAAUGGUGCAGUCCACAAAAGAUAUGGAAGAUCUUAUCUUCAAGAAAAUUGGCCUUUGUCUUGAUGACAGCUUGGCAUCUGGAGUGUCGCAAGAGAUCAUAGCUGAAGAAACAUUACUUUCACACCCAUUGAAAACAAUAGAUCAAUGGAAAUUAAAGAAUAACAAUAGAAUUUGCCAAGGUGAAGUUUCUGAUCAAACACUACAGGAACACAGCUUUGAUUCUUUGGAAUUGAGUGAGCAUUUAUGUGAAAGUAUUUUUGAAAAUCCAGAACUUAUAUUUGAAAAUGAAGAGAGGAUUAAAAAAAUUGGUCGUUGUUUAUAUAUUACUGUGGAGAAACUUCUUGAUAUGCUUGCUGAAUCAACCAAACAACUGGAGGAAAUGCACAAUAUCCAUAGUAAUAUUAAAGAGGAAUGCAAGAAUAAGAAUUGGGAAGCAUGCCAAAUGCUUAAUGAACAGCAUGGAUUAAUGGGCUUUUUUGAUGAAGAGAGUAAAGCUCAGAAUCAACUUGUGUUAGAGCUUCAUAAAGCAAAAGUUUCAUCAUUUUCAGAGAUUUCUAAAAUUCGUCAACAAAGUACUCAAGAUGCUAGACGUCAGAUAGAAACAGAAGUGGCACAGCGACUCUUGUUAUUAGAGAAUGAAUACAAGAAUGCCCUUCAGCUUGAGAAGCAAUCCAUUUCUAGUCAACAAGAAGAAAUAGAAGAACUGAAGAAAAAAAAUUCUGAAUUAAAAGAAAUCGGCAUAGUACAAGAAAAGAAUGUGAAAGAAGAAUUAGAACAGAUUAAGCAUAAACUAAUUGAAGAUGAUACAGCUGAAUUAAAAACUAGAAAAUUGCUCCAGGAAGUGGAACAGACUCAUAAAGCAGAAGCUGAAGAAUGGAGACAUGAAAAGGAGAUAUUGGUAGCAGAAGCUGAAGAACAAUUAUUAUUACUUCGUAAAGAGCUUCAGAACAAGGCAGAAUAUGAGAAGCAAACAUGGCAAAGACAGUUUGACUUUCAAAAAGCAGAAAUGACUUGUCUUCAAGAACAGCAGGCUGCUCUAAUUGUAGAAUUACAGAAAACUCUAAAGGAGCAACAGAAUACUAUCCAGCAGUUAGAAGACAGUUUAGUGAAUACACAGAAGACUUUGGCUCAAUGUAACAGUGAAUUAUCUUCCACAAAGACCCUCAUGGCCGAAGAAUUAAAAAAAGCCAAACAAGUUUUAGAAGAAGAAUAUAAGGCUAAACAUAAAGAAGCACAAAGCAGGUUUGUAAUUUUUUCUAUUACUUCUAAUAAUAGCUUCCCCAGAAAGUCAAUGACAGGGAAGAUUGCAAGUCAUUGGGGUAAGUUUGCCCCAUCUUGUGCACCCGCUGCACCCAGGCCCUCCCCAUUCACACCAUGCCGACACUUAUAUGUCAUUCCCAAUCUGCACAGUACCUCUCACAUACCAUUGUACAUCCUCCCUAUUCUCAUGGAAGCAGAGACUACAGUAGUGAAAGAUGCAGAAUCUGAUUUAGCCCAAGUAAAAUCAUCAUACCAUUUUUCUGAUCUCUCAGAUCUUCAACAUAGUGCUGUCUUGAUGUUGAAAAAUGUUGUGUUCUUGGUACGGCUGUUUUUUCUUUAUGUAUUAGAAUUAAUCAAAGAGAUAGAUCGUCUAGCAAAAACAAAUUUGGAAUUGCAAUGUCAAGCAGACAAAGAUUGUUCAAACUUGAAUACACAGAUGAAAAUCUUGGAGAUUGAACUUGAAGACCAGUUAAAGAAAAAUCAAAAUCUAGCUGCAAUGGCAUCUGAAGUUAUUGACCUAAGACAACAAAUGGAAGCUCUUGAAAGACAGCUGAAAAAUCAGAGAGAUUUCAUGGAUAAGCAAGCUAUUGAAAGGGAACAUGAACGUGAUGAGUUUCAAGAAGAAAUUUGGAAACUAGAAAUGGAAUUAAAACUUACAACAAAAUCUCAAGCUUCUGGAAAGUCCAGAACCGAUCUGGUAGAAUCUCUCCACAAUGAAAUAAAAGAGAGAGUGGAUGAUUAUAACAGGCUUUUUACAGAAAAAGAGCAAAUAGAGAAACUCCUUGCAGCUCGUAAUGAAGAAAUAGAAAAGUUGGAAGGACAAGUCAUGGAGUUUCAAUGUCUGAAUAAGGAGGUGGCAAAGAAUGUUGAUAAACUCAUGCAGGAACUGGAAAAAAUGAAAAAAAGGGAAAUUGAAUUAAAAGAAGUUCUCAAAAAGCAAAUGCUUGAAACCGAAGUCAUGAAAUCAACCAUAGAAGAACUUCAUAGUGAGAAGGAGCAUUUGUUAAGAAAUAAAGCAGAAGAAAUCGAAGAACUUCAUAAAAUAAUUAAGAAGCUUCAGAAGGAGUCAGGAGCUCUUAUACCCAUCCAUCAUGGAACUAAAAAUAGGCAAGGCAACCCAAAUUAUUUUUCUUUGGAAGAACCAGAAGAGAAUCUUAAUAAAUUUAAGGAAGGGUCACAAAGUGUUUUAGAAAACGAAAAUGGUGAUGACAACUGUGUACGGCUUAGUACCAGUCAGAAUGAACUUCAGAGACAACUAGACAUGUCUUUGAUGGAUAAAGAAACUUCGCAGCAGCUGCUUAAUGAAAACGAAUCUCAGUUUAAAAUGGAAUUUAAAAUCCUAGAACAAAAUCUUGAAACUCUUCAGGAAUCUCCUAGGCAACAUUGUUCUGAGCUAACAUCUUUACAGUUGUUAUACAAAGAACUACAAGAACAACACAUGCUUCUGAAGGUGUAUGUAAUGCAAAAGGAAGAUGAAAUGGAAGAGAUAAAUUCAUGUAGUCAGGAUCUUGAAGUUCACCAAAGAGAGAGAGAAAUGAAACUGUUAGGGACAGAACUACAACUCCAAAUAGAGCAGAAUGUAGAGCAGGCAGCUAAAGUUCAGCAUAUGACCGAAAAUAUUGUGAAACUUGAAAAUGAACUUAAAAUUAUGACACAAGCAGUGCACAAUAAUGAGACCACUUAUCAAAGAAAGAUAAAUGAACUUCAAGUUACUGUUGCAGAACUGAAGGCUGAAAUUGAGAAAAAGGUGGAAGAACUGGAAUUACUAAGAUCUGAAAAAGAUAUGUUUCACUCACAGCUGAAGAUCCCCAUAGAAAAUGACCAAGACAAUUACCAGAAAGAAGUUACAUGCCCUAAGACCCUUGAUGUUGAUGUCUUUUUACCCUCUGAAGAAAAAGAGAAAGGGGGAGAAGAAAGAGAUUUAAGUAAUAUGCUUUCAGCAUCUGUUGAUUUUUUUAUUCCAAUGGAAGAAGAUAGUGUGAAUAAUCUGCAGAUCUCGAGCAGAAAUCCAAAUAUUCACAGUAAACAACUGCAAGACAUCCCUUUCAUUCAGAGGAAGCAAACAGACUGUAGUGACGUACAGCAAAAUCUGAAACUUCGUUUUAAAAAUACGUGUCAAUCAAAUCAGGAUUCUCAAAAUUCACAAAUCUCUCAAACAAUACCAAAUUGCUUUCAGAAUAUAAUCAUGAAUAAAACUUUGUGGGAUUCUCCUGAGAAUAUGAGAAAGGAGAACCCAAAUUUAGAGUUUCAAGCAAGUCUUUCCCUAACACCCUUCUCAGAAGUUGAUGUUAUGCAUAGUAUAGCCUUUGAAAGCCUAUGCUCGGAGAACUCAAUCAUCCAGGAAGACACUCCUAGAGUUUUAGAAUAUCCAGUUUCUUAUUCUAAUAGCAAUGAGGAUACAGCAGCCAAUCCCCACGUCUUGUCUUCUGUGUUCUCAGAAUCCACCUCUUCUGUUAACAAGUGCAGUGGUCUACAAGAAAAUGUAUCAAUAAACAACACUGAAAUCUCUCUGAUACCACCUGAGUUACAAGAUGGUCUGAAAGUGACAAUGUCCAGACUUCAUCAUGCAAGCACUGAAUAUGGAAGCAAUACUAGUUUAGAUUUGAUACUUCAGCUUAAUCAGGCAGAGCCAAAAAAUAAGGUAUGCCAAAACAGCAAUGUCAUGGCUCCUCUGCAGUGUUUUGGAAUGACUCCAGAUGUCACUGCACCAACUUUACAAGAAACAGAAAUGAUGUCACAACAAUUGAAGACUGUGCUGAAGAUGGUAUAUGAUGAGAGUUACAAAAUGCUUGUUCUAUCAGAAAAAUCACUACCUCUUGAUGAUGGUGAUAAGAUUCAACAAGGUCCAUCAGUGGAGGGUUGGCAAAGAGAGAGACUAAUAUUGGUUGAUAUAAUACAAUCACUGAAGAACAAUCUCAAACAAUCUAAUAAAGAGAACAAGGUUGCUGAUUUAUUAGAACAACUUGGAAAAUUUAAAGAUAAUUUAAUGAAUAAAAAUGAAGAAAUCUUACAGCUGAAAUCAAAAUGUCAUAGUUCUGCAUUGGAAAAUAAAGAGAGAAGUAUUACAGCAGCACUUGAGAAUUUACAGAGGGAAUAUCUUAAAAACAAAGAAUUACAGAUUAAGUUGGAUGAACAGCAAAAACAGCAUAAAAUAAAAGAGGAUGAAAAAUCAAAAGCUAUAGAGGAGUUGCAAGCUGCCUUGGAGUUACAGUGUAUUCAGAACAAUCAAUUAACUGUGGCUUUAGAGCAUGAACAGUCAGCAAACAGUAAUCUCCAUAAAGAACUCCAAAUUGAACAUUCUCGGUGCGAGGCUUUAUUAUCCAAGGAUCAGAAUAAACUGUUGGAACUGCAGAAAAAUUUAGAUAUUGAGAAAAAACAAAAUGCAGACAUGUUAACUGCCUUGAACCAUGAACGUGUUUUGACAGAACAACUGACUAUGAGAUUAAAUGAAUGUGGAUCUUGUAAACAUAAAGAUUCAAUGCAGGAAUUGCAAGAACAAUUGCAUUUAGAAAAGUCCAAUUCUAUGAAACUUUUGGCUAUAAUUGAGAAAUCACAGCAGCAGAUAUUUGAUUCAAAAAAACACAUGGAAGAAAUGCAUCUGCAUUGUAAAGACUUUCAACAAGAACAAGCUCUCCAAAACACUAUUCAAGUUACAGGAUCAAUGAUGCAAAAUAAAAAACAAGAUGUUGUUCAUACUUUGGAGGUACAAAGAGAGAAAGAAGUAGAAACAAAAAUGGGAUGGAAACAAUUGCAGUCUGCUGUCAAAUCAAUGAGAGAUCAAGAGAUCAGGACAGUACAAGGAGAAAGAAAAAUGGCACAGGAGCAACAAACUGAAUGUCACUGUCUAAGGGCACUUCUAGAAGCUCAAGAAAAUCAAACUGAGUCCACAUUACAAUAUUUGCAUAACUCUGUGAGAUUCAAGGAAUUGCAACAAAUGCUAGAAGAUCUGAAGAAUCAAGAAAAACUACUAAAAAGAUAUAACCAAUUUCCAUCAAAAAAUAAUUACACUAACUUAACUUUUACAACUGAUACUGUAAGAUUGCAUGUUGAACAACAGAUAUUGGAAAACAUCAGAGAACAGCUGGUUCUUGUUGCUGCAUAUCUUUCUGAGUUCAUAUAUAAAACUAUAGAGUUAUCCCUACAAGUAUAAUUCACUCUAUGCAAGAAUCAGAAGGAUUUAUUCAUCAGGAUAAGUGUGUUUUACAGAAUGGUUUGAAAGCAACAAACUAUGCAGCAACCAAAACAAAUGUGCCAGAAAAUAAGCAAACUCUGAUGUCUACCCCAAAGAUACAAAAGCUAUAUCGUAAGUAUUUGAGAGCUGAGAGUUUUAGGAAGGCCCUGGUUUAUCAGAAAAAAUACCUUCUUCUGCUUUUGGGUGGAUUUCAAGAAUGUGAACAAGCAACAUUGUCCCUGAUAGCACGCAUGGGCAUUUAUCCUUCUCCUCCUGAUCUGAAUGUUUCUGAAACACGAAGCCAUUUUUUUACCAAGUUCAGAUCUGCAGUUCGUGUGGUCAUUGCGAUAUUAAGAUUAAAGUUUCUAGUGAGAAAAUGGCAUAAAGUAAAUAAGAAAGAAAUGCCACUGGAAGCCAUUUCUUCUAGCCUUGGACGCAAUUCAUAUCCUGUAGCUAGUUUAGAAGUACAAAAGCAGCCACAGCCCUUCCCAAGUUAUGCUGCUCCAGAAGGUGAAUACUGCAACAGAAAUAAUCUCAUGAGACUUGCAAGCUGCACAGUUAAAUCCUUACACCAUUUACAUAACAGGUCUACCAGUUUUACUUCACAAACUUCAUCAAAAGAUACUGAAGAUUCAUUAACUGAAUACAUUGCACACUUGGAGGCAAUUCAAGAAAGACUAGGAAUUCUUCUGCCAGGCACUAACUGCAGUGGAUGUUUGGGAAUUGGUGAUGUACAGAGCAGCAUUGAACCUCGAAGAAUAGAUAUUUUUUGUGGCAAAAAAUUAGCUUCCCUCAGUUAUGGAAGUGGACCUCAUGUUGUUCUGGCUACUACUGGCAGUAGCAGCCUUGUGCGAGCAACACAGGGAGUGAAAUUCAAAAGUGCCAAACAGCUCUCAGUCAAACUCAGCUGUGUCUCGCAACAUACAAAAGAGGCAGCUGGUGGAACAGGCCAUUUGACAUCUUCUACAGAUCAGGGUCAUUCAAGCUGUGCCCAAGGGCCAAGAACACCAGGGGUUCUACUCCUGGCUGUUCGUGGUGCCAAAAGCCUCGGGGGGAUGGAGACCCAUUCUGGAUCUCAAAGUCUUGAACCGAUUCGUCAUUUAUCGACGGUUCAAGGUACACUCCUUGCAGUCCAUCUUGGAGAGCAUCUGCAAGGGAGACCUCUCCUUGGUGGACCUCAUGGAGGCAUAUCUGCAUAUUCCCAUCCUUCGUGA
Thamnophis sirtalis is the source of this 7352-nucleotide messenger RNA. The record is from RefSeq and is a predicted model, not a curated record. Lineage: Eukaryota; Metazoa; Chordata; Lepidosauria; Squamata; Natricidae.